AAAUUCAUAAAAAUACAAUUAUUCUCUUCUUCAUCUUCCUUCUUUAUACACACACAUACACAAACAUUGUCCACCUUCACUGCUACGGUUGCCUCGUCUUCUAACCUUCGAUUAAUUAAAUUCACAGACCAGACGAGGAGGAGGAGGACGACGACGACCAAAACUCACAUCCCACCAAAAAAGGUUUGGAUAUCUCUCUUUCACCAAACCCUAUUAAUGAAUUUCUCAAUCAAUUUAAUCAAAAUUCCAGAAAAAUAAAUUCCUUAUCCAUUAAAUUAUUAUUUUCUUUUAAUUCUCUUUUAAUUCUCUUUUACUCUUCCAUUGAAUUAGAUCCGCAAACCAAAUAAUCAUCAAUCAAAUCUACACGCUAUAUAUUGUUUUUCGUUGCCCUAAUUCUGAAAAUAUCGCCCCCCUCCAACCUUCAGAUCUAAUCUUGAUCUGUUUUUAGCACUUAAUUAAGCAACCAGAUCUAAUUAAGAAGAUGGAUGACUUUCCCAGUUUAUUAAAUUUUGGUGUUAGACCACAAGGUAAAGCUGCUCCAAUGGCUGCAUCAAGAAGUACAUCAACAGGAACAACAACUUUAAAUAAUGGGAUCGGAUCAGGAGGUUUUAAUGCUUCUUCUUCGUCGAGAUCAGCAUGGAAUUCAAAUCCUGGUAAUUCUUUUGGCAAUGAUGUUUUCGGGGGUGGUGGUGGUGGUGGGAAUCAUAAGAUGAAUAAGGAUUAUGACGAUGUAUUUGGUGGUCCACCUAAGUAUACAACACCAGCAGCAGAAAGUUCAUCUACUUCAUUUGAUUAUGAUUCUAUGUUUCCAUCAGGAUCUACUUCUUCUACUGCUCAAGCUAGUAUAAACCCUAAUAAUGCCAGGAAUAAUAAUAAUAAUUAUGGUUCUUCUUCGCCGGUUUAUGAUAAACCUGUUUAUGAUGAUGAUAUCUUUGAAGGAAUACCUGGAUUAAAGACUACAUCGGCAUCUACCAAGUAUGAUGAUUUGUUCCCUUCAGUUACUUCUCCUCCUAAUAAUCAGGGAGGAGGUGGUCCUCUUUUUGAUGAUCUUCUUGGGGGUUUGGGUAAAACUGAACCGCAAUACAAUAAGAAUAAUAGUGGUAAGAGUGAUACUGAGUCUGGAUUUGAUGAUUUGCUUAGCAAUUUUGGGGCCGCCAGUCCACCUAAUGACAGGGGGACUUCAGAGACCAAUCAAGCACGACAACCUACUGUGUCUUCAGCUAAUGCUGACCCCUUUGGGGAUUUUGAGUCAACUGCUACCCCAGUGUAUCCAUCCACAGGGUUAUUCUCCGACCAGUUGGAACAAAAUAGCAAGCCCAGUAACUUCGGCAGCACAAAAGUGAACACUACACCUGUUAGUGGAGGAAUAUUUCAUGAUGUGGAUCCCCUUGCUGGCCUGGGAAAGUCAGUGCCCUCCUUUUCUUCUGACAUGAGUGAUAGAAUGAAGGAUCGGAGCCCUCAAAAGACAGGCACUAACAGAGCGAAUUCACCCGAUUUUGUUGGAAAAGAUUUGAAUGAAAAUACUUCCCACAAGAGGGUGCCUGGUGACAGUUAUCGGAAUUCUCAUCCAACGGUGACAUUCCCUACUAUUUCAGCAGAUUCAAAUAUAUUUUUCUUUCAAGUCUAUUAUUCUUUAUCUUCCAUGGUGUAUGCUAAUUUCAGUGUGCCAAAUACGCAGGUAGACAUGUCACUAAAACCAGAUGAAAAUUUGGAAGCGGCAGUUAAUGAGAUAUGGCUCACUGUCUCAGAAGUUCCACUUUUCACACAACCUACAAGUGCUCCACCCCCUUCACGACCUCCACCUAGACCAUCACAAUUCUCUAGUGGAACGAGGUCUGCAACCUCAAAGAAGGUCAAUGAGUACUCAUCCCAAAACUUCAGUCAAAAUUGGCAGAGUCCUAAAGGUGGUCCUGGUUCAGCAAAGAGUCCAGUAGUGUCUUCAAUUGAUGAACUUGAAGACUUCGCUAUGGGUAAACCUUCAAACAAUCCUGAUGAACAUGGAGACGCGCUCUCCAGUGAUGAAGAAUUAGAGAAGAACUCAGCCGCUGCAGCAUCUGCUGCAGCUAUGAAGGAUGCUAUGGAUAGAGCUGAGGCAAAAUUCAAACACGCUAAAGAAGUAAGGGAGAGAGAAAAUGCAAAGGCUGGUAGAGUCAGACUUCCUGGCCAGCAAGAAAGAGAUGAUAAAGCUACGCAAGAUGCCCAAGAACGUGAACUCAGAGAGAAACAAGAGAGACUAGAUAAUGAACGUGAACAGAGGGAAAGAGAACAAAGACAACUUGAAAAAGAAAGAGAACGAGCAAGGGAAGAUGAGAGGAACAGGGAAAAAGCCAGUGCUAGGCAAGCCGUUGAGAGAGCUACAAGGGAAGCACGUGACAGAGCAGCUGCUGAAGCUCGCCAGAAGGCUGAGCGGGUUGCAGUUCAGAGAGCUCAAGCUGAAGCACGUGAACGUGCUGAGCGGGCUGCAGUUCAGAAAGCUCAAAAUGAAGCACGUGAAAGGGCUGCAGCUCAGGCAGCUGCCAGGGCACAGUCAGAAGCCAAGGAAAAAGCUGCUGCGGUGGCGAGGGCUGAAGCCGACGUACGUCAUAGAGCAGAAAGAUCUUCUGUCGACAGAGCUAAUGCAGAGGCUAGACAGAGGGCAUCUGAUGCUGCAAGAGAGAGUCAGCAAAAGAAUGAAAAUGACCUUGAGUCGUUUUUUGGCAUGGGUAGUAGGCCUAGCAGCGCACCAAAGGCUAGGACUACGACGUCGAACUCUUCGUUCGAUGCACAAUUUCCAAGCAAAGCUGGGCCCGAAGCGCCUCAACGGUCAAAUCCUGGAACCUCAGGGAACAUAAGAAAGACAACUUCUGCAUCUAAUAUGGCCCAGGACCUUUAUUCAAUGUUUGAAGCUGCUCCGUCAUCGGGAGGCUUUCAAGAAAGAGAAGGUGAAAGUGAUGAAAGACGUAAAGCUAGGAUGGAUCGCCAUCAAAAGACCCAGGAGCGUGUGCUGAAUGCACUUGCGGAAAAGAAUGAGCGAGACCUUCAAAUUCAGAGGGAGCAGGCAGAGAGACAUAGAAUUGCGGAGACACUGGAUGCGGAGAUAAGGCGCUGGGCUGCAGGGAAAGAAACAAACUUGCGUGCGCUGCUAUCUACAUUACAAUAUGUACUUUGGCCUGAAUGCGGCUGGCAGCCCGUUUCCUUAACUGAUUUAAUUACUGGUGCUUCAGUCAAGAAAGUUUAUAGAAAGGCAACCUUGUGCGUUCAUCCUGAUAAGGUGCAACAAAAAGGUGCCAAUCUUCAACAAAAGUAUAUAGCAGAGAAGGUGUUCGACCUCCUUAAGGAAGCCUGGAACAAGUUCAAUUCGGAGGAGCUCUUUUAGAUAUCUUAAAAUUCUUAUACUUCCAAGCUCUACUCAGAUCAUGAAUAUGGGCCUAAACAGUAAUGGGAGGUAUGUGGCUGGUGUUAUCCUGUGCCAGACCACGUUAAGUUGCAGCUGGAGUGUGGUUGCGUAUCCCAUUCUCUAGAGGCUAUUGUUUCCUAUUAAAGCCAUGAUGCUUGCCGGAAAGGUAAAGAAUUUUCUUUAUCUCAAUAUUUUUGUUUUGUUUUUGAUGUUCUUGUAAAUUGGUGUGGUCCUGGGGGAUAUUUUGGGUUUUAUUAGAGCUCUUUGUCUCCCUCCGUCUUCCUGUUUUUUUGUAUUAAGUAAAUUGAAUUGGUCUGUUGAUGUAAAAUAGCAUUUACCCACUCCCCAGUUGUCUCACUCAUCAUCUAUAGCAAAAUUUCUGUUAGCCAUCCUACUCGAGUUUGAGUAGUUUUGUACGUGUCUAUUCUUUUUCUCCCCUUGGUUAUUAUAAUUUCGUCGCGAGAGGUUUAUUGGUUGAA
This is a messenger RNA of Papaver somniferum (opium poppy), 3855 nucleotides long. Its product is annotated as auxilin-related protein 2-like. Gene Ontology annotation, biological process: clathrin-dependent endocytosis; clathrin coat disassembly. Gene Ontology annotation, molecular function: clathrin binding. The coding region runs from base 482 to 3355 and encodes 957 amino acids. Gene Ontology annotation, cellular component: intracellular membrane-bounded organelle; vesicle; cytoplasm. The record is from RefSeq and is a predicted model, not a curated record. The transcript has 8 exons. Lineage: Eukaryota; Viridiplantae; Streptophyta; Magnoliopsida; Ranunculales; Papaveraceae.